ACUGUCAAUUGAAUGUCUAUAUUGGACGCCAACUUGGAUUGACACAAGACACAUGAGUUUUUCCGACCUAAAUAAUGGUUUGCUGUUACUCUUGAACACGCUCUAACAAAAAUAGUUGCUAAAUUAGGAAUGCAAUGCUCCUUUUCAACAGCAGAAGCUAGUUGCUCACCCUAAAAAUAUAUUUUUUAGUUGGUUGAAUAUACUUUUUUUUCCGCUUGACACCCAAGCAACUUGUUGUUGGUGGCUAACUAGGUAGCGCGUGUUUUUUAUUUUUUAUAAAGCAGUUUUACAGCUUCUUAUGCUAACUAACUGACCUAGCCAUCUAGCUAACGUUAAAGACAUGGGAUUACACCCGUUGGAGUUUAGCGAAUGCUACCUGGAUAGUCCCGUUUUCAGGGAAAAAAUAAAGUCACACGAGGCAGAGUUGGACAAAACCAACAGAUUCAUCAAGGAACUCUACAAGGAUGGAAAGAAUCUCAUCAAUGCCACAAAACAGCUUGUGUUGGCCCAGCGCAAGUUUGCCCAGUCCCUGGGAGAAUUCCAGUUUGAGUACAUCGGCGAUGCGAAGACCGACGAUGAGAGGUGUAUUGAUGAAUCCUUGCAGGAGUUCUCCAACUUCCUUAAGAACCUGGAAGACCAAAGAGAGCUGAUGAUGAGGAAUAUUACAGAAACGCUAAUGAAACCGCUGGAGAAGUUCAGAAAAGAGCAACUGGGCUCAGCCAAGGCGGAAAGGAAGAAGUAUGAGAAGGAAACUGAGAAGUACUACAGCUCCUUGGAAAAGCUUUUGAACAUGUCAGCAAAGAAGAAGGAACCGCAGCUACAGGAGGCAGACAGCCAGGUGGAGACCAUAAGACAGCACUUCCAGGAGGAGUCUCUGGACUACGUGUGUAAACUGCAGGAGAUUCAGGAGAGGAAGAAGUUUGACUGUGUGGAGCCAAUGCUGGCGUUCUUUCAGACAGUGUUCACCUUCUACCACCAGGGAUUUGAGCUGGCCAAUGACUUUAACCACUACAAGAAAGCCUUACAGAUCAAUAUACAAAAUACACGGAGUCGGUUUGAGGGCACGCGGGUGGAGGUGUUUGAGCUGAUGAAGAGGAUAAGGGAGGUUCCCCAGGAGUACAGACAGACCAGCCCCAUCAGCAGCGAAGGAUACCUCUACGUCCAGGAGAAACGGCCCCCUCCUUUUGGUUCCAGUUGGGUGAAGCGUUAUUGCACGUUUGUGAAGGAACAGAAAAUCCUACACAUGGUCACCUUUGACCACAGGUCAGGAGGAAAGAUGGGCGAGACUGAGUCGGUCACCCUUAAGUCUUGUGUCCGCAAAACCACAGACAUGCUGGACAGGCGGUUCUGUCUCGAUAUAGAAAUCACAGACCGACCGGGAACGGUCCUCACGGUCCAGUCGCUGUCGGAAGAUGACCACAAGUUCUGGAUUCACGCCAUGGGUGGGAAAGAACCAGCUGGGCAGUACUUGGGUAAAACCUAUUCAAAAGAACGUGGAAUCGAUGCACAGCUAAAUGACGUAGGAUUGUCAUUUGUGAAGAAUGCCAUCAACGCCAUUGAGACGAGAGGUAUCAAUGACCAGGGCCUGUACAGAGUGGUAGGGGUCAGCUCCAAAGUCCAGAAGCUCCUUAGCCUAAUGAUCGAUGAAAAGAGUAACGAUGUGGAUCUGUCUACUUGUGAGGACUGGGAUGUGAAAACCAUCACCAGCACACUAAAGCUGUAUUUGAGGAGUCUUCCUGAGCCACUGAUGACCUAUGGACUCUACAAAGACUUUAUCGCCCCUGCAAAAGGCGGUAGUCCAGAGUCUCGUAGCCAAGCCAUCCACUGCCUGGUCCACAAGCUGCCUGAGAAGAACCGUCUGGUCCUGGGGCUACUGUUGAAACACCUGGCUACUGUGGCGGCCCACAGUAAGUUGAACCUGAUGACGGUGGCCAACCUGGGUGUGGUGUUUGGUCCCACCCUGAUGAGGCCCCAGGAGGAUACUGUGGCUGCCAUCAUGGACCUCAAGUUCCAGAACAUUGUGGUGGAGAUCCUCAUCGAGCAACACGAGAAGAUCUUUGGAGAUGUCCCAGGCCCGUCUUCCCCAGGGCUCUCUGGCCCCACCAGGCAGUCCAAGAAACUGUCUGUUCGACAGAACCGACCCCUUGCCGUCUAUAACCCAAAGAAAGUGGACCUGCAGACAGUGUCACCGACGUCACCUGAUGUCGGUUCCAACUCGGAUGAGGCGUCGCUAGGCAGCAACGAGUCUGUGUCGUCCCAGUCGACUGCCUCGGGGACGCCUCCGGAGAAGGCCAACCAUGGUCGCAUUCUCGCCAGCCUCAGCACAGGAGACAGCCCAGGGGCCUGCAUCGCUGUAGCAGCCUCGCGGCUCAACUCUGGAGCCCUGACCAAAGCCAGUUCUGAUGGGGACAAGACCGUGGACGGUGUCACCGGUGGCGGCGGCAAGAGAGCCAUGGCGGUGUACCCGUGCGAGGCCGAGCACGAAUCUGAGUUAUCCUUCCAGGUCGGAGCAAUAUUCAGCGCCGUGGCACCUUCCAGAGAACCUGGCUGGCUGGAAGGAGAGCUGGAGGGGAAGAAAGGCCUCAUCCCUGAAAACUAUGUGGAGAUGCUGUAGACUAGCCUUGUCCCAGAGCUGUUUGUGCUGUAUGCCUUUAUAUGGUCAUAGCCAUUACCAAACUGUGGAAGUUUGCUAUACAGCAAAACAUUGAAGUCCUGAUUAACAGAUCUUGGACCAGGCUAGUGGAAGAGGGGUCUCGUCAUCCCUGACAAUCUACGUCUAGAUGCUGUAUGCCAAACUCAAGGGUCGCCUGGCCUGCCACCAUCUAUGGCGGUAUCUCGCCCAACUGUCACCUUAUACAUGGUAUCCAUGAAGUCGAUGUUGAGACACUCCCAUUCUCAAAUUCAUACUUUUUCUUAUGCCUUCAACUCUCGCGUUCCCUGCCCGGUGACUACUAUGCGUUCAUCAACUUGAAUGCAGAAUAAUGAUAUACCCCCCAGCAAUGAUGUACAAUCUAUCUUGGAUAUAAGAAAGAAACAUUUUAAGGUGCCUUACAACACCAAGACAGAGUUGACAUGUAUUUACUGAACGGGUAUGUUUGGAAAAUGCUAAAGAGUUGUGUUCCGUGAAGAAUGUCUGGAAUACUUUUCAAGAGGUGCUUUGGUAUAAUAUUAUAUAUUUAAUUGGCACAUGGAUUGCAUUUUUAUUGUUUUACCACAAUUUUUUUUUUUUUAAGUAUCCACCGUUGUGACUGAUUGUACACUGACAUGCUGUAGAGGCAGUCAUAUUGGAAUGGUUCUCCUUCGAUCAAACCAUAGAAAUACAAAAACUGUUCUAGUAAUUAUAUUUCUAUGGUUGACACACUUCCUCUGCAUACUUGUUGACCUAGACAUUCAAUGAUGUCCGAACUUAGACUCGUUAUCGGGUCGUUUCCACUUCAAAAAGCACAAGGAGGAGUUCGUCACGCACCAUCUCAGAUUGUGCUGAAAUCGUUUCUGUAGUUACAAACAUAAGAUUAGCAUUCCUGAAAUAUUAUUUUGUUGAAAUAUAAUUUGAUCUAAGAAUUUAAGCUAAUUGAUUGCACCCAAAUUGGCCAUUUAAAAUAGGAUUUAAAUCCUCUUCAAUAAAUAUAGUAACAUCAUUUGACCAUAGUUCUUCCCACCAAUGAGUAAGAAAUGAGGAAUCCAAUAGCCACCCACAUACUCCUCCCCAAUUGCACCCCAACAAUCAGUAUCAGUUCUCUGUCUAGCAAGUAGUAUGGAGCUGCGGCCUUGGAGUAUUGCAACUUCAUCCUAUGUAAAGUAUUUCCUGUGAAUCUGGUGCGUGCCCCCCCCCGUUCAGAGAAAUUAAAUAUUUCAAGUCGGCGGCAUUACCAUAAAUUAGUGUGAGUACCAGGUUUUGCCUACUAAUUGCCGCUGUUCCUGCUACUGCCACACCCUUUUAUACAUGUUGCUGGUCUCUUGUGUGUGUUAAUUAACAUGGGUCACAAAAUUGGCAUGCAACUUUGGAUAGAAAAACCAAUAGCUUUUGCUCAUGAUGAAACUAAAUUGUGGCCAUCCUCAUAAUUCAAGCCAGUCCUCCAUGAUAGCAAUUCCGGUUGUCCUUCUCUUAUGCUUAAUCUGUGUCCAGGAAACAGCCCCUCUGUGGUUUAUUCCCUUUAAGAAAGGUCUGGAUUAGUUUCGCCAUUCCUGGUGAAUAAACAAACCAUUAGGCUACAGCAGUUCUAAUGGGUUCAAUCUUAUGCUCUUCAAUGGGAAAAGUCUCAAACACACACUAGUAUUUUUUGGGGUUUAAUGGUACAAGUUGCUAAUCACACAACAUAUAUAUAUUUUCAAAUAAUUAAGCAACACCACUGCCAUGCAAUAGUUUAAUUGUUUUGUUAGGGUUUGUCACAUUUUAGUCACUAGCCCAUUCCUACAAGUUUUGUGCUUGUAGGAAAAGUUUUCAUGACAAUUGCACCAUAGGUGUUGCCCACUCAGAGCUGCCAUUUGUUGGGUUGAAUCAUUAGGCUGCUAAGACAAAGACUAACUGAAUUGCUUUCAUGGAGGACUGUCUUGACUUGUGAGGAUGACUACUAUUUGUUUUCAUCGUGAGCAGUAGCUUUUGGUUUUCUACCCAAAGUUGCAAAGAAAAUGUUGUGAUUAGUUUAAUAAACACGAGACAAGCAAUAUUUACAAAGGGGUGUGGCAGUAGGAACAUCAAGUUGACAAAACCUAGUACUUUCAGACUAAUAUUUGGUAAAUAAUACAAGUGAUUUCAAAUGGCAAAUUUCUCUGAACGGGAAAAAAAAACCUGAUUCAGAGGGAAUAGAUUACAUAGAAUGAAGAAGCAAUACUCCAAGCUGCAGCUCCAUACUAGUUUGACAGAACUGAUACUGUAUAAUGACCAUUGGUUUGGGGGGUCCUUGGGUGACUUUGGAUCAUUUUAUUGGAUUCCCCAUGUCUUGCUCAAUGAUAGGAAAACCUUUGGUCCAAAUUGGCUGUUCGGUACUAUAUUGAUUGCAUAUGUGAGUCUUGUAAAUUAGAAGGGACAAUUUGGGUGCGAUCAAUUAGCUUAAUUUCUCAGAUCAAAUAAAAUGUAAACAAAAUAUUGCAGGAAUGCUAAUUUUGUUUCAAAAUACAGAAAUGGCUUGCCUAAAGGACAUAAAGAAUAUCUAACGUUCUAAUCAAUUAUUUAGGUGUGACUGAAUGUUCAACUCAAUGCAGCAAUGAUGUAUGGGAAUGUGCUAAACAAAGUGGGGUUUUAUUGAAAACCGGGUUUAUAGAUCCAUAUUCGACGAUGUUCAAAAUCUUUCUGAACAGAGUUUACAAAUUAGAUGCCGUUCACAUCUUAAUUUGUAUUAUUCUGUACCAAAUUGACUGACGAGACAAUAUAAUAUUAUUAUUAUUACCACAACCACAAAUGCAGUAUUUUCCAAAUAUUGUCUAUGGCUGUGUAUAGAGUUAUUUUAAAAGGCCACACAAAAUGCCAAGUAUAUUCUAUUCUGAAGCCCUUUUUUUUUAGUGGUCAACGGAAUUAAAGUUUUUAGUGGUUUCAUUUUGAGUGGUUUUUACAAUUUGUAAGUGUACUAAACACAUCACAAUACUUUUAUUCUAUUGCCGUUCAAAAAAGCCGGUUUCAUUUUUCUAAGAGCUUUUGUUCUCUCAUUUUGCAUUGCUAUUGAAGUCAUUUAAGACAGUGAUUCAUGACAUUUCUAAAGGUCUUGGCAUCCAUUUCAAUUUUGUAACAUUGGAUGUCCUCUUGAUCAAUGUUAAAUAAAUAAAGACAUUUUUAUUCUUUA
Messenger RNA from Oncorhynchus nerka (sockeye salmon), 5777 nucleotides. Its product is annotated as rho GTPase-activating protein 10-like. NCBI's taxonomy places the organism in Eukaryota, Metazoa, Chordata, Actinopteri, Salmoniformes, Salmonidae. Bases 341 to 2614 code for a protein of 757 amino acids. The record is from RefSeq and is a predicted model, not a curated record. The transcript is spliced from 23 exons. Gene Ontology annotation, molecular function: GTPase activator activity; protein binding. Gene Ontology annotation, biological process: signal transduction. Gene Ontology annotation, cellular component: cytoplasm.